Molecule: messenger RNA, 1349 nt
Organism: Aspergillus novofumigatus IBT 16806
Lineage: Eukaryota; Fungi; Ascomycota; Eurotiomycetes; Eurotiales; Aspergillaceae
Product: aldo/keto reductase
Exons: 4
Coding region: 234-1193 (319 amino acids)
Biological process (GO): D-xylose catabolic process
Cellular component (GO): cytosol
Molecular function (GO): D-xylose reductase (NADPH) activity
Source: RefSeq, a predicted model, not a curated record
CAGCGCAAUUCCCCCUGCCGGCUUUAUUCCAGAUGAGGUUGGUAUGGGGCUGCAAGUGGUCCGGGCCAUGUAAAUUUGGAGAUGAUUAUUGACCAUGAUGCGCGCGUGCCUUUUAUCUGCUGCCCCUCCCCCUCCUACUACUGAUUGUUUUUGACAAGAAUAAUAUCCGCCAGCUGCCGCUCUUCUUCCCUGGUCAAAAUAGAUUCAAUUCUGUUGAAUUCACUGUAUUCACAAUGACUACCCCAUCCAUCAAGCUCAACAGCGGUUAUGACAUGCCCCUCGUGGGCUUUGGCCUCUGGAAGGUCAACAACGAGACUUGCGCCGACCAGAUCUACCAUGCCAUCAAGGCUGGUUACCGUCUCUUCGACGGCGCCUGUGAUUACGGCAAUGAGGUCGAGGCUGGCAAGGGUGUUGCCCGUGCCAUUCAGGAAGGCAUUGUGAAGCGUGAAGAGCUCUUCAUCGUGUCCAAGCUCUGGAACAGCUUCCACGACGGUGACCGCGUCGAGCCCAUCUGCCGCAAGCAGCUGGCCGACUGGGGCCUUGACUACUUCGACCUGUUCAUUGUCCACUUCCCCAUUGCGCUCAAGUAUGUCGAUCCUGCCGUUCGGUACCCUCCCGGGUGGCUGUCCGAGAACAACAAGCUGGAGUUCAGCAACGCCUCCAUUCAGGAGACCUGGACCGCCAUGGAGUCGCUGGUCGACAAGAAGCUGGCCCGCAGCAUCGGUGUCAGCAACUUCAGCGCUCAGUUGCUGAUGGAUCUGCUGCGCUACGCUCGUAUCCGCCCUGCCACCCUCCAGAUCGAACACCACCCUUACCUCACCCAGGAGCGCCUGGUCACCUAUGCCCAGAAGGAGGGUAUUGCCGUGACUGCGUACUCCUCGUUCGGUCCUCUGAGCUUCGUCGAGCUGGACCUGAAGGAUGCUCACGAGACUCCCAAGCUGUUCGACCACGACGUUAUCAAGGGUAUCGCUCAGAAGCACGGCAAGACCCCCGCUCAGGUCCUGCUGCGCUGGGCUACGCAGCGCAACAUUGCCGUCAUCCCCAAGAGCAACGACCCCACUCGUCUGGCUCAGAACCUCGAUGUCACCAGCUGGGAUCUUGAGACCAGCGAGAUUGAGGCCAUCAGCUCCCUGAACCGGAACCUCAGAUUCAACGACCCUCUUGCUUACGGCUUCUACGCUCCCAUCUUCUAAAUGCAUGGAUAGAUUCCGGUGGUCUGAGUGGCACCGCAGCAAUGUAGGCGGGAAUAACUGCUCGGUCCGUUGGUGGAUGAUGAUUGAUGUCCUACGCUGAAAGUAAAAUACCAUAGUUUUUCCAGUACAUAGUUAUGACCUCGAUGCAGCAUUUGU